UUAAACGGGUCCGGGCCAAAUUGAACCGCUGUGUGGAGCAUACAAGAGAGUCAAGCAAAGCCCUAUUGCUCUGCACAGAAUGCGUAUAUAGAUCAGAACCCACAACAUAAAGAUCUCUGUGCUCGCCGGAGACGAUGUCAGAUCUUAACAUUUACCCAUGCAGCUUUAUUUUGAUAGUAUUAUUGGGGAGAGUAUCGAGAAGUUCUAUGUUUCAUCUUCGUGUAUAACUCGAAGUGAGAAUUUCUGAUAAUCCAACUCAUCUGUAAUCGGUGUGCUUUGUAAUUGGAACACUUGCAGUUACUAAGAAGCAUCCAUUGAUAUGUCUAAUUCAAAGGUAAACCCUAGCAUUGGUGCUCAUAAGAAUGUGAGACGAAAUCUACCUUCGUGGAUGAGUUCAGCAGAGAAUGAGAAUAAAUCUGAGGGCAAGAAGCCGGCUGAUGUUGGUUUACAUGAGGAAAAUAAUGAAGGAAAAACAGCUAAACAAGCCAAAGAGUGCAGCAAACCAUGUAGUGACAGUACUCCUUCCAAGAAAAUUGAAAGCAACCAAAAAUCCUCUCCAUCAAGAUUGGUUGCCACAAACUUUUCCAAACUUAUGGAAGGGGUUGUAUUUGUAUUAUCAGGAUUUGUUAAUCCAGAGCGCAGUGUAUUAAGAUCUCAGGCCCUGGAAAUGGGAGCAGAAUAUCAACCCGACUGGAACUCCAAUUGCACCCUCCUGAUUUGUGCAUUUCCAAACACCCCAAAGUUUCGGCAUGUUUCGGCUGACUGUGGAACUAUAGUUUCUAAGGAGUGGAUAUCAGAGUGUUUCAGUCAGAAAAAGCUUGUUGAUAUUGAAAGCUACCUAAUGCAUGUUGGGAAACCAUGGCGAAGGCAAAAUAUUUCCAAUGAAGCAAACCAAGACCAGGAAUCUUCCGUGUCUAGGAGAUCUCAGAUGCAAAUAAAUAAAGGAUCAAAUGCAAAGUCAACUAUUUCUGUUUCUACUAAGAGUAGAGCUUCAAAUCCGGUUAAAGAGAGUUUCUCUCCUUCUAAAGUGAAGAAGUGGGCUAUUGACGACUUGAAUAAAACCAUCUCAUGGCUGGAGAGCCAAGAGGAAAAGCCAGAGCCCAGCGAAGUAAGAAAUAUAGCUGCUGAAGGAAUCCUCACUUGUUUACAAGAUGCCAUAGAUUCACUAAAGCAGAAGCAGGGUAUCAAGCAAAUAACUGAGCAAUGGAAUUUCAUUCCUCGGGUGGUUGAGGAGCUAGCAAAGCUUGAAACCACUGCAGACAGUUCAGCCUUUCUUUCAAAGGAGGAGCUUUGCAGAGAAGCUAUGGCCUGUAAGCAAAUUUAUGAGAAUGAAAUUAGCAGCUUAGAUGAUGAUUUGUUGAUGAAGAAGAAAAGGCUAAAAACCGAUGAGACUACGAAGGGUGAUUCAAAAGCUUAUGACAGUGAUGAAACAAUUGAGAUGACAGAAGAGGAAAUAGACCUUGCUUACAAUACUGUAGCUUCUGAGCUUAGUAAGCGCCGAGUGAAUUUGUCUAAGAGAUGAGAGGGAUGAUGCUGGUUUCCCAUCAUUUAGAGAGUUCACCCUCUGCCAGUUAGCAGUGGUAUGUCACUGCUUCAACAUCUUCCUUUUGUUUUCUACUGUCUUUGAAUUGCUCGAGUUGUCCAUUUGUACAGCCACUGCAUCUUGUGGAUGCCUUUUUGGAUUUUGAGUUGGUGGAGAUACUUGUGGAGUGAAAAAAGAAAAAAUUGAGCUUAUACUCUAUCCACCUGUCAUUUUCCAUUACUAAAGCAUUGCAACAAAUCAAAGAUGUACUAAAAAGGUUGCAAUUGGUGUAUGAUUUAGAAAUUGGCUAUUAGAGCCAACAUAUGAUAAAUAUUUUUUAUAUUUUGACAUU
Molecule: messenger RNA, 1874 nt
Organism: Camellia sinensis
Lineage: Eukaryota; Viridiplantae; Streptophyta; Magnoliopsida; Ericales; Theaceae
Gene: ATXRCC1
Product: BRCT domain-containing DNA repair protein
Biological process (GO): base-excision repair; double-strand break repair via nonhomologous end joining; single strand break repair
Molecular function (GO): damaged DNA binding
Source: RefSeq, a predicted model, not a curated record